Molecule: messenger RNA, 615 nt
Organism: Lachancea thermotolerans CBS 6340
Lineage: Eukaryota; Fungi; Ascomycota; Saccharomycetes; Saccharomycetales; Saccharomycetaceae
Product: KLTH0E00418p
Exons: 1
Coding region: 1-615 (204 amino acids)
Biological process (GO): glutamate metabolic process
Molecular function (GO): D-glutamate cyclase activity
Source: RefSeq, a predicted model, not a curated record
AUGUCAAAUCCUGAGUCCUUCAGAGAGCUUUGUCGUAAAGAAAUUCACACUGGGCCGACGUCAGGCGUGUUACCAGGGUAUAUUCAAGCAAAUUUGCUGAUAUUGCCCAAAUGUGUAGCUGAAAGUUUUGAAGAUCUUUGUACCAGAAACCCUGUAGCCUGCCCAAUUCUCUCAAAAACUGAAGGUAGGCCCCAAUUUCUCAGAAAUCACGCCAGCCUCAUUAAACAGGGCACGUUUGAUAUCCGCACCGAUUUCCCACGGUACAACGUCUACUCAAGAGGCAAACUCGUGCAGCAAAAGAACAAUUGCGUUAAUGAAUGGUCCAGCGACCAUGUUGGUUUUCUUAUAGGGUGCUCCUUCACUUUUGAACAUGCAUUGGAAAAGGCCGGGCUUGUGCCGAAAAAUGUCCUUUACAAUAAAAACGUGUCCAUGUUUAGGACUACCAAGUUCCUUGACUCAGCCGGGAUUUUUCACCAAUGCCCUUACGUGGUAAGCAUGAGACCCUAUAAACUAACGGAAGUUGAAAUCGUGAGAGAAAUAACCAGAAAGUUCAAAAAGACGCAUGGAGAACCUCUCGACUGGGGCUAUGACGGGGCAAAACGCCUGGGAAUAUAA